Thermothelomyces thermophilus ATCC 42464 is the source of this 248-nucleotide messenger RNA. RefSeq lists its product as uncharacterized. The record is from RefSeq and is a predicted model, not a curated record. Bases 39 to 206 code for a protein of 55 amino acids. The transcript has a single exon. Lineage: Eukaryota; Fungi; Ascomycota; Sordariomycetes; Sordariales; Chaetomiaceae.
GCAGCCGGCCAAGGUCCCUCGCCAGGUCCUCCCCGUCCAUGCCGACCCGCGGCCGGGUGUACGCGUCCCCCGGGCGGACGAGCCUCACGCGGGAGCGCGGGGGCUCGCGAGGGACAGCAGCCGUGUGCGCAUACGUGUGCGCGGGCGCGGGCAUGCGCGUGGUGGUGGUGGUGGUGGUAGUAGUAGGAGGAGGAGGAGGCGCGUGACGGUAUGUGCUGCGCGCCCCCCGUACGGGUACCCGACCGGCG